Molecule: messenger RNA, 1428 nt
Organism: Leptosia nina
Lineage: Eukaryota; Metazoa; Arthropoda; Insecta; Lepidoptera; Pieridae
Source: the annotation of a GenBank genome assembly
AUGGAGAAUAAUAAUGGUGAUUUCAGGAAAAGAAUAAUUAAUGACUAUGAUAAGAACAUAGCAUUGGAUAAAAAAGACAUAAGAACUGAAAAUGUUUACUCUAACAACAAAGUAGUCAGUUUAGUAUUUAUAUCCCUUCUACUAGAUCUUCUAGCAUUUACCAUGAUACUCCCAUUAUUACCUUCUCUCUUGGACUACUAUGAUAAGGAAGAAGGGGACAAGGCAACUCUCUAUUCAGCCCUAUUGAAUGCCGUAAAGAGAUUUCAGACAAUGACUGGAGCUCCGGAUCGAUUUGCUUCUGUUUUGUUUGGAGGGGCCUUAGGGUCAAUGUAUAGUUUUUUGCAAUUUCUCACAAGCCCUAUUGUUGGAAGCCUAUCUGAUGCCUAUGGAAGGAAACCUUUACUUUUUAUUUGCCUGGUAGGGAUAGCUUUGUCCCAUGGGCUCUGGCGGUAUGCAAGUUCAUUCAGUCUGUUUGUAUUGGCCAGAUUCAUUGGAGGGCUGAGUAAAGCUAAUGUUAGUUUAAGUAUGGCUAUUGUAACUGAUGUCUCCAAUGAGAAGAAUAGGGCUAAGGGCAUGGCUCUAAUAGGUUUGGCAUUUUCAGUAGGUUUCAUACUGGGCCCUCUGGCUGGUGCUUGGUUUGCAAAAAACAAUGAUCAUUCUUCUGGCAUGUGGGGUGAACGACCUGCACAGUAUGCUUUGUUCCUUUCACUAGCAAAUGUUAUUCUUGUCACUUUUUUCAUACCCGAGACAUUGGCAAAGGAAAAGAGAGCACCAUUGUCUUUGAGCCUUUCAAAAGGCUUAGAUUACGUGUCGCCUUGGCACUUGGUAAAGUUCAGUGCAGUAAAGAACUUAACAGAGCAUCAAAACAAAGUCCUUUAUAAACUUGGAUUGAUUUAUUUUACCUAUCUCUUUAUAUACUCAGGGUUGGAAUUCACUCUCACCUUUUUAACGCACCAUACAUUUAAGUAUACAGCUAUGCAACAGGGGAAAAUGUUUUUAGUCAUUGGUGUUAUAAUGAGUUUACUCCAAGGAGGAGCAGCGAGGCGACUCGGUGCCAGAGGCGCAGUGACGGCAGCUCGACUAGCUUUAGCGUUGACCCCACUCUCUUUCCUAUGCGUCGCUUUAGCUGCCGUUCCGCGACCAAUACUCAUGGCACCAAUUGGCUGGCUAUGGGCUGGCCUGGUCUUAUUCGCUUUAUCAACUGCUUUCGCAGUUUCGUGUAUGACUUCCAUGGCGGCUGCACAAGCACCUGAAGAGUCCAGAGGCGCAGUUCUUGGAACUGUUCGCUCGUUGGGCGCCUUAGCGAGGGCUGCUGGACCACUUAUUGCCUCUACAGUGUACUGGUGCUACGGUGCGAGCGUUACAUAUACAAUCGGUGCAAUUAUUCUUAUUAUACCAGCUGUGAUGUUAUUUAGGCUUAGAACAUAA